AAACAGGGAAUAAAUAAAUUCCAAAUCAAAUUCUAUAAACAAAUUCAUAUUAUUCAAACAGAAAAAAAAACACACACACACACACAUACACACAACCAGAAUUGCAGAUUCUGUGUGUAUGUGUGUAUGUGUGUGAUUUUUUCUGAUUCCAAUUGAUUGAUCGAUUGGAAUAUUCUGCAGAAAAUUAUAUAUAUGUUUGUACUCGUUCUGUUUCUCAUCUCAGCAAUAAAUGAAACAAAAGGACAUAUUCAUGUCUUGGAAGAGUACAGUUCACGGAAUCUGGUCAACCACGUCGUUGAUCCUUGUUUGAACAUUUGGUGCUACUGUUGGGAUUAAGAAUCCGCCCCAUUUAUUGGAACCUUCAGUGGCUAAUUGUUGAAUUGUUCAGAACAGAGAGCAAUUUCAUUGAUGAGAAAUUUUUGGUAGACAAGUUUUCGCAAUGGGGUACAUGAAUGCAGAGAAGAAAUGGGUAUUUCCUCUUGUUAUAAGUUCAUUACUCUGUGUUUUCCUUCUUGCAAACUCCUUCAAUAUGGGGCUCGUGUCAUCGUUGCACACAAUCAACUCUAUCUUUUCAGUCUUCCCAUCCCAUGCUGUGUCCAAUCAAACCGAUGUUUACUUUGAGGCAGAGGUUAAUCAAGCUCCACCGCCUUCUGCUCUUCCUUCGAUUCCAAAGUUCGCUUAUUUGGUUUCUGGGUCGAGAGGCGAUUUAGAUAAGCUUUGGAGGACACUUCAUACACUUUAUCAUCCAUGGAACUAUUAUGUCCUUCAUUUGGAUCUUGAAUCAUCUCCCCAAGAGAGACAGGAACUCAGUUCUCGAGUGGAAAAUGAUCCUGUUUUUUCAAAGGUUGGGAAUGUGUAUGUGAAUACCAAAGCAAAUAUGGUUACUUAUAGAGGACCUACAAUGGUAUCUAAUACUCUUCAUGCAUGUGCCAUUCUUCUAAAACAAAAUAAAGAUUGGGAUUGGUUUAUCAACCUCAGUGCUUCAGAUUAUCCCCUGGUGACUCAAGAUGAUCUUAUGUACACAUUUUCCAAUGUAAGCCGGAAACUGAAUUUCGUUGAGCACACAAGCAAUCUAGGAUGGAAAGCGCAUGGAAGGGGAAUGCCAUUGAUUAUAGACCCUGGACUUUACCAGAAAAACAAGUCUAAUAUAUUUUGGGUCACACCGGGAAGAACCUUGCCCACUGCGUUCAGAUUGUUCACUGGUUCAGCUUGGAUGAUCCUAUCGCGUCAAUUUGUUGAGUAUUGCAUAUGGGGUUGGGAUAAUCUUCCGAGAACCCUACUCAUGUACUACUCAAAUUUCGUGUCCUCCCCAGAAGGCUAUUUUCAGACUGUUAUCUGCAAUUCUCCAGAGUUUAAACCGACUGUUGUCAACCACGACAUGCACUAUAUUUCUUGGGAUUUCCCCCCCAAACAGCAUCCCCAUACCCUCUCCAUUAAUGAUACUGCAAAAAUGAUUGAAAGUGGGGUUCCAUUUGCACGGAAGUUCAAGAAGGAUGGCAGGGUAUUGGAUAAAAUUGAUAGAGAAUUACUUGGUCGAAGAAAUGGGAGUUUCACACCUGGUGGAUGGUGCAAAGGCAAGCCUCGCUGUGCCAAGGUAGGUAAUCCAACCGUACUCAGACCAGGUAGAGGCGCACAGAGGCUUCAGCAACUAAUGAAUAAACUGCUGACAGACAAGGUAGCUCACCAUCCAUGUGGUUAGAUAAGUAUCUGUAUUGUUCUUCAUCAACGAUGGAGAAAGGUGCACACAGAUCCUGCAUCUUUCUUCACAAGUUUCAAAAAUAACGAGUCUUAAGAGAAUUGUAUCAGAGUAGGCGUUGAUCUACUCACACCAUCGUUUGGUAGGUUCUAAUUAGCAAUGCAGAUAACAAAUCCGAAGAUUCAGAUGAUUGGUCAGGAGGAAAAUCUCGCGGUUAGCCCUGCUUACAACUAUUCCAUUGCUAUAUAACGAGGAUCAGUGGAUUGUACCCAAAUCUGCAGAUUAUAGUUUACAAAUGCACAAAAUUUCUCA
Molecule: messenger RNA, 2008 nt
Organism: Olea europaea var. sylvestris
Lineage: Eukaryota; Viridiplantae; Streptophyta; Magnoliopsida; Lamiales; Oleaceae
Product: beta-glucuronosyltransferase GlcAT14A-like
Exons: 5
Coding region: 440-1699 (419 amino acids)
Cellular component (GO): membrane
Molecular function (GO): glucuronosyltransferase activity
Source: RefSeq, a predicted model, not a curated record